Messenger RNA from Urocitellus parryii (Arctic ground squirrel), 2592 nucleotides. RefSeq names its product RNA exonuclease 4 (gene Rexo4). Gene Ontology annotation, molecular function: 3'-5' exonuclease activity; nucleic acid binding. Gene Ontology annotation, cellular component: nucleus. Gene Ontology annotation, biological process: rRNA processing; DNA catabolic process. The record is from RefSeq and is a predicted model, not a curated record. NCBI's taxonomy places the organism in Eukaryota, Metazoa, Chordata, Mammalia, Rodentia, Sciuridae.
CCGCAACGCGGGCUUUGAAGGAGCUGGUCGUUGAUGACAGCUGCCGCGGCUGUUAAACUCCUGAGACGUGCUGACACCUGCCACAGGAUCUGGGCUGUGUUCCUACCUACCCCGCUAACACCCGAGAGGCUUGUCUCCUUACAGCUGCAGUAAACGACCCAGGAUUGCUGCUGGGCACAGGGCCUCACCCAGCAGGCCGACCCGGAAGGACUGUAGAGGUUGCCCUGCUCUGCUUUCAAGUCCUUAGUCACUUAGAAUUAGCUGCUGUUACUGUCCCUGUUUCGCUCAUGGGGAAAUUGGGGCACACAGAGCUUAAGGGACCUGGCCUGAGGUCACACAGCUAGUAAAUGGCAGAGCUGAGAGCCAGAUUUACAACAUUCUUACUUGAGUUUGUGCUCUUCACUGUGACCAACCUUCAAACAGUUUUCUGGCUUGUAUUUCAUGGAGCUUUGGUGAACAAGAGGGAGAGGAUAAAGAACUUCUUGAACCGAGACACUCUGCUUUGUAUCUUAAUGUGGAUGUUCCAAAUAAUUUUUCUCUUUUGACACUAAGAACCUGUUACAGGCCCAUGGGCAACCCCAGGGUUCUAUAUGAUUUCCUAAGUAAAGCUGCUGAAGCAAACAUCACAAACCCCAGAAAAGCCUGUUGUCUCUCAGAUGGAUCCAAAAAGGCAGCCUCACCUUAACCAUCAGAACAGAAAAGAGACCUCAGCUAAAGUCAAGGGAGAGGAGAUGCCAACAAAAAAAGACCAGGAGGCCACAGGGGGCUCUGUUCCCUCUGGAUCUAGGAGGAAAAGGAUUGUGCCAGUACCUCCCACAGAGGCCAAGGGAGCAGAGCAUAAGAAAGGAGCCAAGAAAAGGACAAAUGGUGACGUUUCUUUGAAACAAGGGAACAUCAAGCAUAAGAAGCGGAAAGCUAAGGAAGCAGCCGUGGCCUCAGCUCCAGCCCUGCCCACUGAGGAAGAUAUCUGGUUUGAUGAUGUUGAUCCAGCAGAUAUCGAAGCUGCUAUAGGCCCAGAGGCAGCCAGGAUAGCAAGGAGGCAGCUGGGCCAGAGGGAGAGCAGCACCACCCUGGUGAAGGAACAGGCCUUCCACGGCCUGACAAGAGCCUUGGCCCUGGAUUGUGAGAUGGUGGGCGUGGGCCCCAAGGGGGAGGAGAGCAUCGUGGCCCGCGUGUCCCUCGUGAACCAAUAUGGGAAGUGCGUUUAUGACAAGUACGUGAAGCCCACCGAGCCCGUGACAGACUACAGGACAGCAGUCAGUGGGAUUCGGCCCGAGAAGCUCAAGCAGGGAGAAGAGCUUGAGGUUGUGCAGAGGGAAGUGGCAGAAAUGCUCAAGGGCAGAAUCCUGGUGGGGCACGCGCUUCACAAUGAUUUAAAGGUGCUGUUUCUUGAUCAUCCAAAAAAGAAAAUCCGGGACACCCAGAAAUACAAACCUUUCAAGAGUCAAGUAAAGAGUGGAAGGCCAUCUCUGAAACUACUUUCUGAGAAAAUCCUGGGCAUCAGGGUCCAGCAGGCAGAGCACUGUUCGAUCCAGGAUGCCCAGGCAGCAAUGAGGCUCUACGUCAUGGUGAAGAGGGAGUGGGAGAACACUGCAGGAGACAGGCACCCCCCGGCCUCUGCCCCAGACAGCUGCAAUGAGAACUCCUAGCCUGCUGCCUGUUGCCACCGUCCCACUCUCCAUCCUGUCAAGCACCUCCGUCCAGUGGCAGUGGGGACCAGAUCAUGGGACCAGUGGAGUCGCUCCAAAGUGGAUCAGGGGUGAAUUGUGUUCAAAGCCAGAACCAUGGGGCUUCCUUCUCCCUCUGGCCUCUGCUCUUCUACUGCAACUGGGUGUUUAGGGCAGGAUGAGCAGGGGUGUGCGAGGGCAAGAAGUCAGGUGUGUGUCCUAGGCACAGCCAGGAAGUGGUAGCGGGUUGGGGUUGCCUAGUGGCUCCACUGUUUGCUGACCUCCAGAGGAAGAAUGGGAUGUCUGGGCUGCCCCUGUAGACCUGACUGCCCUGGGUGCUCAGCUCCUUCCUCGGGGGAGGCCACUGCCUCUCCAUCGUUGUGGGUGAUGGAUAUAGGCUUUGUUGGCCCCAGUUCAAACCCUGUCUGCAGGUGGCUGCUGAGUAGCACAGCAGCUGCCCCACCAGGACUUGCCUGAGGCCGUUGGACAUGGAGAAGGGCUUCCUGGAGGUGGGGUCCUGUCUUUCACCUGUUUACCUCAGUUGGCCAGCAUCCAGCAGACCAGCAGAGGCUUCUCCCCACGGCCAGUCAUGUGAGACUCGGGACACACUUUUCUAUUCCUGAAGCUCCCUGCCAACCUUGGCAGCCAAGCUGGCCAGUCUGUGAGCACCUAUGGGCCAGCCUGCGGUCUUCAGGCCAGGCUUGGGUCUGAGGAUCUCUCUGGGAACUGAUCAGGAGUGGAGUGCACCAAGCCCAGGGCUUCAUCAGGCCGUCUGAUAGCUGUGUGGACAGUGUGCACCCACAGAGGACAUUGCUGGCACAGAGGCAGAUGCUCACCUCACAUGGAGCUUGUGGGGCUGGGUUGGCUCAGUGGUGGGCACUCACCUCCCCUGCGUGGGCCAGGCCUGCCCCAGCACCAUGUAACA